Messenger RNA from Nilaparvata lugens (brown planthopper), 2910 nucleotides. RefSeq lists its product as uncharacterized. The record is from RefSeq and is a predicted model, not a curated record. NCBI's taxonomy places the organism in Eukaryota, Metazoa, Arthropoda, Insecta, Hemiptera, Delphacidae. The coding region runs from base 1 to 2910 and encodes 969 amino acids. The transcript is spliced from 7 exons.
AUGAUCAGAGAGUUACGAAAGGGCGGUGGUGUGGCCAUAUAUUCAAGAUGUGGAUUUUUGACCUCUGAAUUCAGCUUAGCAGAGGUUUGCGAGUCAGACUUUGAGGCAGCGGCUGUGACUGUGGAGGGUGAUUUUCUAAUAGUCUGUAUUUAUAGAUCCCCUGACAGCUCAAUGGAUACAUUUGUUGACAGGCUUGACAAGCUUCUUUCUUCAACUUUUAAGAGAUUUAAGGGAAUUAUUGUGAUUGGCGACUUUUAUGUUGACUUUCUCAGCAACUCAAGCUCAAAGCAGGAGUUGAUGUCAGUCUUCUGUGCCUAUGGUCUUCAGGAUGUGAUUGGGGAGCCUACUCGGGUUACAGCUCACUCUUCCACUCUGUUGGAUAAUGGUUUCAUCAGUGUCAAAUAUAUUGAUGCUGUAUUGUCAAGAGUGAUUAGCUUGUCUCUGUCCGAUCACUUUGCUCAGGAGAUAGUUGUUCCUUUACCUCUGCAUCAGGUGAAAUCUCUCAAGGCUGUAAUGAAACGAUCUUUCUCUGAUCAAAACAAGUUGAAAUUCUCUCACUACUUAGGUCAAUGUGACUGGUCACCUAUAUAUCUGAAUGAGAUUCACCACGAGGCUCAGACUGAUUACUUUGUCCAGAUGUUUGUUCAGGGUUUUGAAAUGGCCUUUCCUUUGAGAAAGUUAGGAAUCCCCAGAAAUACUUCAAAGAUCCCCUGGUCAAAUCCUUACUUGAAGGAUCUCUGUAACAGGAAGCGAGACCUGGAACUGUUUAUGAAGGCUUAUCCUCAAAAUACUCUGUUUCGUGAGUUGUUCAAAAAGAUAUCCUCUGACAUCAAACUGCUGAUCCAUUCUCUCAAGACUGAAUAUUCCAAGAGACUGAUAGCUUCUGCUGACAACAAAUCUAAGGCUGUAUGGAAUCUAAUCAGGAAGGAAACUCCCAUCAGGGUGAGUACUGAGUAUCCAAUUUUGAUUGAUGGCCUCCCAGUAGGAUCACUUUGUGAAGUUGCUGAAGUAUUCAAUGACUACUUUGCUGGGGUGGUUUCAUCGAAUAAUAGGCUCAGUUUGGGGGUUUUUGACGGUCCUUCUUUUUGUGAUUUACUUGUAAAUUCUAACCCUGGUAAUGCUGCUGUCUCUGAGAUGCCAACUUGGUCUGAGCAAGAGGUUGUAUCUAUUGCUAAGAAGCUAAAAAUGAAAAUGUCCAGUGGGUCUGAUGGAAUUCCUUCAAAAAUACUGAAUGAGUUUUUCCAUUGUGUCAGUGGUCCUGUCACUCAGCUUCUGAACAGAUCAUGUGCUUCUGGGUCAUUCCCCGCCUGCUUCAAGGUAUCUAAGCUAAAGCCAAUUUUCAAAAAAGGCUCUCGGAAGGAAGUGGAUAAAUACCGACCUAUAGCUAACUUGACCUCUUUGUCCAAGGUAUGGGAGAGAGCAAUAUAUGACCCCUUGCUGGCUCACUUCCUGAAUAACAAUCUUUUAAGUGAGUGUCAGUAUGGUUUUAGAGCUGGAAUGUCAACCGUAGAUGCAUUGGAGAGUUUCAUCAGUGAUAUCUAUUCAUCAUUGGAUCAGGGUGUUAGGGUCUUGGGGUUUUUCGUUGAUAUGAAGAAGGCAUUUGACAGCCUGAACCACAGCAUUCUCCUAAGGAAGCUUCAUUACUAUGGAAUUAGAGGUAAUUUCUUGUCGGUGAUUGAGUCUUAUCUUAGUAACAGAAACCAGAUGGUUGAAAUAGAGGGCGAUAAUGGUGUUGUCAUUAAUGGAAAAUUCAGGUCUGAACUUCGUCCUGUUGGGAGAGGGGUCCCACAGGGAUCAAUUUUGGGCCCCCUUCUGUUUCUGAUUUACAUUAAUGACCUCCCUGCAAAUGUACAUCAUGCCAAAUCAGUUCUCUUUGCUGAUGAUUCAAAUUUCCUAAUAAUAGCUAGGAAUAGUGAUGAACUUCAGCUGACUGCAGACUCUGUGCUUAGUGAGGUGGCUCAGUGGUGCAAGGCAAACUUGUUGGAGGUAAACAUUAAGAAAACCUCAUUUAUUGAAUUCCAGAUACGGCGAUCACAGCUGGGCUCUUUUCAGUUUGAUAUUGAUGGUGAGGAGGUUCAGCCCUCUACCUCGGCAGGAUUCCUGGGAGUGACUGUCGACCGGAAUUUGGCAUGGAGUGAAGACACAAAAACGACGCCGACGCGCCGACAAUCCAGAGCAGCCAACCGCGUGCGAGAUAGCGGUCGGUGGCUGAGGAGAACAACUUGGCACAUAAUGAAUGCAAAGAGCAGCCCUUGUCUGGCGGAUGACGGCAAGUUUGUGCCCAAAACUAGUAAUCCUCCUGACAAGUAUCUAGUACUACAUCCCAUUCUUGUUACCAUUAAGAACAAAGCAAUAGGAUGUCGAUUGGGGAUUGGUGAUCGAUCGCUGCCAGAAAGGACAAAGUUGUGUCAGUCAGUGCACAACGAGUACAAGGCCAUUUCGCGGCUCACGGCUCACGGCUACUAUGCCAUGCUGUGCUAUGAGACUACGCAUGUAGUUUUGACAGCAGCAGCCGAAGUGGUGUGCGCGCGCGCACGCACGCAAUCGCAGUGGCAACGCUCGAUCGGCAGUGCGGCGCGCCGAGUCGCCCGCCGAGCAUCCUCGCUAAUGCUGGUGCUGCCGUCUGGUGGAACUUGUGUGCCUCACGCAAUUCACACAGCACAGAGCGCGUUCGCACACACGAGGAGACAGUCACAGUCACAGUCUCGUUCAAGAUCAACUCGCUGUCCUGUCGACUCGCUGUGGUGUCACGCCGUGUUGACACUCAUUCGAACUUUGGCCGCCCUUCGUUACUGUGCUUUCACGAGGAUGCUGCUUCCAGAAACUAGUUACUUGGAUGAUAUUGUUUGUGGCAGCAGUAGUGAGACAGGUGUGGUGGUUGGUUGUGUGAUGUGUGUGCUGCGUUUGUGA